GCCCCGAGCCAAGGCCUCCUCGCCAUGGAGGGGAUAAAGUUCCCGGCGCCUCCGCCGCCGCCAGCCUCCGCCGGUGCGCUGAACUUUGCCUGGCGGCGCGCAUGGCCGCGUCCACGCCGGGCUGAUGCUCUGAGCUUUUCCUCCAGCCCGUUGGGAGAAGCAGGAGGACGUCAAUGGCAGCCAACGGCUCCGGGGGGGCGCACGGCUCGCCGCUGGACGAUGGCUUUGGGGACGACCUGGUUUCCGACUGGUACAUCUACGAGACUGCAGAGCCGGCCGUGCCACAGGACAACGCAUUUCCCAGCGCAAUCCCAGACUGUGACCCCACCAUCUCCCCCAGGCUGUACCACGCCUGCAUGGCGCCCGUCUCCCUGGCCGUGCUGCUGGGCUUGUCCUUGCUGGUGAAACGCCGGCGUCUCCGCCGGGGCUGCUGGAACGGCGUCCCUGGGCUGCUCAGCCCGGCCAACUUUCUGGAGGAGGAGGGCAACCGCGGGCUGGUGGCCGCGGUGUUUGGCAUCCUCUUCUCCUCCCUGUGCAUCCUGGUGCUGGACCGUGACCCUCUGCCGCUCGUCCCCAACUCGUCCCAGCACAGCCGGGAGUACUGGAAGAUCCUGGCUUUGCUCUACUACCCCGCCUUCUACUGCCCCUUGGCUGCCUGCGCCACGGUGGGGCACAGGGCCGGCUACCUCGUGGGCUGCCUGCUGUCCUGGUGCCACUGCGUGGUGCACAUCUGGCAGAAGGUGGACUGUCCCCAGUCGCCCAAGAUAUACAGGUACUACUCCACGCUCUCCUACGUCCCCAUCAUCCUCUGCCUCGUGGUCUUAAGCCUCUGGUACCCAGCCCUGCUGAUCAGGAGCUUCACGGGGCACGAGGAGACCUUGGAUAAGGAGGUUUCAGGGCGAGGCUACUACAAGAAGUACCUACGGGCUGUCCUGGCCAAGCGGCCGAGGAAGGAGAGCCCCAGCAAGCUAGAAGAGAGCCUCCUGCACCGGGUCCGGGCGUAUCUGUGCUCCUACAUCUACACUCCCGAGGAAGGUUUCCAGCUCCCGCUGAAGCUCGUCCUGUCCCUAACCACCUCCGUCGUCGCUGUCUACCAGGUGGCCCUGCUGCUCCUGGUGGCCUUCGUCCCCACCAUCCAGAUCGUGCGGGCAGGGAUGACGAAGGACGUGGUGGUGCUGCUGGUCCAGUUCGGGCUGGUGCCCUCGGAGAACCCGGGCAUGCCAGGGGACAUGGAGAAGGAGCUCAGCACCGUCAAGCACUACCUGUGGUCGCUGGAAGUGUGCUACGUGUGCUCGCUGGUGCUGUGCUGCCUGCUGACCAUGGCCAUGCUGCUGAGGACGCUGGUGAUGCACAGGAGCAACCUGAAGGCGCUGUACCAAGGGGCCGUGCUCGAUGUCUUCUACAAAGCCCACAUCCUCCGCCCUUCCCGACAAGCCAUCGUCUGCUGGAUGAGCUUCGCCAGCUUCCAGACGGCUUUUGCCUGCCUGGGGCUCCUCAUCCAGCAAGUGAUUUUCUUCAUCUGCUCGGCUGCCUUCACCUUCCUCGUCGUCAUCCCGCUGCAGUCGGGCACCAGCACGCACCUCUUCAGGCUGGUGCAGAACAUGUGGCCCUUCUGGCUGACCCUGGUGGGUGCCGUCCUGGCGCAGAACCUGGCGGCUCACUCCCAGUUCCUGGAGCACCAUCCCCUGCGCAAAGAGCUGACCAACAGGCGAGCUCUCUACAUCGUCACCUUCCUGCUCUUCCCCAUCAACGUCCUGGUGGGGGUCCUGGCGGGGGUCUGGAGGAUGCUCAUCUCCGCGCUCUACAACGCCGUGCACUUCUGCCAGCUGGACAUCAGCCUGCUCAACCGCGGCGUGGAGACCUUCGACCCAGGUUACCACGCGUACUGCCACUACCUGAAAACGGAGGUGAGCCAGUCGCACCCGCUGAUGCGAGCCUUCUGCCUGCUGCUCCUCCAGCCGCCCCGGCCACGGGGCACCCCGCAGCCCCGAGCGGGGGACAGUGGAGGAAGGCAUCCAGCUGAUGCAGAGCACGAAGGCGCCGUCGGGAGGAGGUCGGCUGAGGCAGAGCCGGGCACGCUGGUGGCUGGCUUACACCCUGCUCAAUAACCCCUCGCUGCUGGCCUGCCGAAAAAACGCCCUCUGUGAUCCCACGGCCAACGGUGCCCAGCUCAGCCCCCCCAAGCCCUGACCUCCCCCCCGGAGAAGCCCCCUGCCUCCUCUGUCCCUCCCGUCCCCUCCUCGUCUCCCCGUGCCUCUCCUCCUGGGCUGGGAGGAGCUGGCCCCCCCCGUCCCUCCCCAGCAGUGACAGCACUGCUUUUUAGCUCUAGGUCCGUGCGGAGGCGAUGAGACAGCCAGGGCACGUGGGGCACUUCCCAGCCUGACGGGGGAGCAGAGGGGUUGAUGAUCCAAGCUGAACCCUCCGGGCAUCUCCAAAGCCCCUUAGGGGUCACUUCUAAGCCGAACCCACACCUCCUCCUCCCCAUCUCGGGGCACAGAGUGACCACGAGGAGCCACCCCCACCUCAGUGCCCUCUGCAGAAGGUCCCCACCACCCCUCCAAAGCUUCUCCCGUCCAGCUCUGAGCCUCUUUUCCCCAGUUUUGUGAAGGCUGAAACCCCUUGCUGCUCCCUUUGGGGCUGGAAGGUCGCAGAGCUUCUUGUUUGGGGCUCCCAUCGCCCGGCGUGCUCUCCUCAGGCUGUUUCCCCCUCCUCUACCCCUCUGUCCUGCUCCAUGGGCACCCCCAAGGGAGAUGUGUGUCCCCCCAAGCUGGGAGCGAGCCCCUGGAGCAGUCUGAUGCCCCCCUCAGCCGUGCCGAGCUGGGGAAGGCGAAUAAAUCGUGUACCUCCUCACUG
Anas platyrhynchos (mallard) is the source of this 2853-nucleotide messenger RNA. It is a transcript of the gene STRA6, whose product is annotated as signaling receptor and transporter of retinol STRA6. The record is from RefSeq and is a predicted model, not a curated record. Gene Ontology annotation, molecular function: retinol transmembrane transporter activity; signaling receptor activity. Gene Ontology annotation, biological process: vitamin A import into cell. Gene Ontology annotation, cellular component: plasma membrane. Lineage: Eukaryota; Metazoa; Chordata; Aves; Anseriformes; Anatidae.